Messenger RNA from Priceomyces carsonii, 3123 nucleotides. It is a transcript of the gene VPS34, whose product is annotated as phosphatidylinositol 3-kinase. Gene Ontology annotation, molecular function: 1-phosphatidylinositol-3-kinase activity. The record is from RefSeq and is a predicted model, not a curated record. Bases 1 to 3123 code for a protein of 1040 amino acids. Gene Ontology annotation, biological process: autophagosome assembly; autophagy of peroxisome; phosphatidylinositol-3-phosphate biosynthetic process. Gene Ontology annotation, cellular component: endosome; phagophore assembly site; phosphatidylinositol 3-kinase complex, class III, type II. The transcript has a single exon. Lineage: Eukaryota; Fungi; Ascomycota; Pichiomycetes; Serinales; Debaryomycetaceae.
AUGAUGACUACGCUACCGCAUACAACAGACUCAUUCUCAUCAAAGUCUGAUCCCGUUACAUUUGGUUUAUCGAAGGACUUAGAUGUUCCAAUUAUCUUAAAAGUAUGUUAUCUUCAACAGGCAGAAAAAGGAUCCUCUGAAUUAGCUACAUCAUCAGCCAAGUUUGAAAACCCUCUGAUAUUUCAAAAGCUAUCUAACAUAUUCAGAAACUCAGAAUUGUUCGUUAAAGUAUAUGUUUACGAUUGUAACAAUACUUUGGUAUCUAUUCCUGUUCAAACAUCCUACACUGCUUUCAGCGGAAAGAAGCGAUUGUGGAAUCAAUAUUUGAAAUUGGCUAUCAAUUACAACCAGCUUACAAUUGAUGGGUAUUUAAAACUCUCACUUUAUGAAAUUGUUAACACGAAACCGGUGGAGUUUGGUGUGGGAUAUCUAUCAAUAUUUAAUAAAAAUAACGCCACAUUAAGGAAGGGCUCUCAAAAGGUACCAAUAUAUAUAACACCAACUGGGAUCAAGUCUGUUGAGUAUGGUGAUAUUACUGGUCUUACUGAGAUAGAGAAGAAUCUUAUCAAAUAUGAAAAUGGAGAAUUUUCAAGAAUUGGAUGGUUGGAUAAGUUGGUAAUACCUGAAAUUGAGAGGGCCAUGAAAUACAGCAAUGUUGAUGACACAACACCAUACCACUUAUAUGUUGAAUUACCUAAUUUCGAAUUACCGAUUGUUUUUUCUGAUAUUACGUAUAAUUUUCAAUCAUUUAAACCUAGUCAAAAAAGCGUUGAGACUACUUACGUGGAUGCCUCCAACACAAAUGUAAUUAAUUCUAUCGAUAUCCCCACUUCCAAGAGGGAACUUCCAAUGGGAAAGGUUUAUGAUCCUGAUUUUGACUUUACGGCCUUGAGCACCAAUCAGAAUAACUCCGUAUUGCCUUUGAAUCCAAUUGAAAUGAAAUAUCAUAAACUAGAAAGAAAUAUUAACAAUAACUCCAUAUUAGACAAGGAAAUCAAGCCAUCUCCUCAAAUAAGAGAUGAAUUAAUGAAAAUUUUAUUGAAACCCUCGAAUGUCGAGCUCAAUGACACAGAGAAGAAUUUAAUUUGGAAAUUCAGAUACUUUUUCAGUAAGAAUAACUCGAUCAGCGAUAAAGCCAACAAGGCAGCAACUACCAAGUCUUUUCUUCCAAAGUUUUUGAAAUCCAUUAAUUGGGAUAACGACUAUGAACUUGAUCAUGUAUUCAAUGAAAUCAUUCCACAUUAUUGGUCCGUCGAAAGAAUACAAAUUGGUGAUGCAAUGGAACUUUUGGAUAAUUAUUUUAACCCAUACAAUUUGACGUCCACUAUAAUUUCUCAAUCCACUAACAUUGAUUCUAAUAAAGACAACAAAAGAAAGAAUGAUGAAGAAAGAUUUAUCAAAAUAUUCCAGCAUGUUACAUUUUUGAGGAAGUUUGCAGUAGAUAGGUUGAAGCUAGCUAGCAGCGACGAGCUUUUGCUUUACUUGUUACAACUAGUUCAAGCUUUGAGAUACGAGUCUUGGAUAUACGAUAAAAAUGUGGUACCUUUUGUAGGUAAUACCCAAAACUUUCAAAUGAUUGAUGAAUUAAACAGUGAUAAUAAUAUCUUACGAUACCCAUUAGCUAAGUUUUUGAUAGACAGAUCUAUUAAAAAUGAAACCUUGGGAAAUUUUUUCUACUGGUACGUGAAAGUUGAAAACGAGGACCAAAUUAAUAAUCCUUCACCAAAAUCUACUCAAAUUUAUUCGUUGAUACUUAACAAGUAUAUUGAAGCCCUUAAAAAGCAUUCACAAAGUACGAAGUCUCAUCAGUAUAAGAACCUCAAAAGACAGAUUUGGUUCAUCAAGAAAUUGACUGGUUUAGUCGAGCUCUUGAGAACUACAUUUAGGAGAAACGAAGCAACGAUCAAAAAGAUUCAAUUUUUGAGAGAAUACUUGUCAGAUUCUUCAAAUGAACUUUUAAAAAUUUCUGAACCCUUUCCAUUACCUUUAGACCCAUCCGUAACUAUAUGUGGUUGUUAUCCAGAGGAAAGUUCUGUCUUUAAAUCGAGUUUGGCACCUUUAAAGAUUACUUUCAAGACUAUUGAACACUCUAACCAAUCUAGUUCUUCUCAAAUUUUUGGUAAGAAGAGCCAAAAACAUGGAAAAUAUACUUUAAUGUUUAAAAUUGGGGACGACUUACGACAGGAUCAAUUGGUCAUUCAAAUAAUCAACUUGAUGGACCAAUUAUUGAAAAAUGAGAAUCUUGAUUUAAGGUUGACACCAUACAAAAUUCUAGCAACUAGUCCCAUUGCGGGUCUUAUCCAAUUCGUGCCAAACGAGACCCUUGAUUCUGUUUUAUCAGAGACUUAUCCUCCAGCAAUUGUGUAUAAUGACAGUACAUCAUCUAAUAAUGCAAUUGCUAGCAGGAGCGAUGACAAUGGUACACAAGCUACUGGCACGAAUACGCCUAACAUAAUGUCAAACAAUGGUAUUUUAUGUUACUUGAGGCUACAUAGUCAAGAAAUUCAGUCCGCUGAACCUGAAGGGUCUAGCGUUUUAAAUAGCUCACAGGAAUCACUGAAACAACUAAUAAAACGUCCACAACAUACGAUAUCAUCCGAUCUUGGAGUUUCUUCUGUUGUCAUGGAUAAUUAUGUAAAGUCAUGUGCUGGUUAUUGUGUGAUCACAUACUUGUUAGGUGUUGGAGAUAGACAUCUUGAUAACUUGUUACUUUCUCCUAACGGGAAGUUCUGGCAUGCAGAUUUUGGUUAUAUUUUAGGUAGGGAUCCUAAACCAUUUCCUCCUUUAAUGAAGUUACCUAUACAAGUAAUUGAUGGAAUGGGAGGGAUGAGCCACGAGAACUUCAAGAUUUUCAAAAGCUAUUGCUUCAUUACGUAUACUACAUUAAGGAAGAAUAGUAAUUUAAUAUUAAACUUGUUCCAACUUAUGCUAGAUGCCAACAUUCCUGACAUCCAAAUGGAUCCUAGAAGAGCAGUUGAAAAAGUACAAGAGAAAUUUUGCUUGGAAAUGACUGAAGAAGAAGCCAUAAUACAUUUCCAAACAUUGAUAAAUGAUAGCGUUAAUGCAUUCUUACCGGUCGUUAUUGAUAGGUUACAUAGUUUAGCUCAAUACUGGAGAGCAUGA